GGGGUCUGCCGUUAUAUGAUACAGGAUAUGGCAGAACGGAGAUGUUGCGGCUUGCCAUGCAGACCACCAUGACUACAUAGAGGAGAGAAGACCAUCCGAUUGUUUUUUUUAAGCCGACCUCUUCCUCGCACUUUCUCUCGCUCCCUCGCUGGCUUGAGCACUAAAAAAAAACACGGAGAACUUGCCUUUUCCUAGAUAGGCUACCAAAGACUCCCUUGUUAUGUUAGUCAAGCUGGGAUUCUUGUUUGGGUCUACUCCAUUCCUCCAUCUCCGAAUCCAGCUGUCACUGUUGUAAUACAUUGUAAGAUUUCUUCCACAUUCCAUCUCCACGCUUGCUUCUGAUUGAUCUAUCUCUUUGUACCCGCUGUGAUCAUCGCUUGUCGUCCUCGCCGCUCUAAUAUCCUCUCCCAAGUUGAUAAAAACUUCUCUCUCUUUCCGACCCUACAUAGUAGUACCCAAUCAAUCAACAGACAGCCUCAAAGAUACUCUCUACAUAUUUAAAAUCCCCCAUCAUCCACCCACUCCUCUGGAAUCUGGAUCGAAAUUCGAAUGUCUCGAGUCGCACUGCUCUUAUCCUUUGUCGGGCCCCUGCUGCUGUCCAAGUUCCUCCUCGAAUCCUUCGAGCGCAACCCCUCCUUCCUCGAUCGGCUCGUCGUCUUCUGUCUAUCCUGGCCCAUCGCAAGAGAGAUCCGACUCAGGCUCGAGCAGAGGGACUUGCGAGCCAGGGCGAGCUCCCGAGGCGCCCUGCUAGCCCCCCUCGUCUCCUCUCCCCUCCCCUUCGGCCUCUCGGUGCUCUUAACCCGACUGCGGAUGAUCCACUCCGGCUCACCUGGUGACGUCAUCCAUCUCUUCAACUCCCGCGUCCCAAAACCCAUCCAUCCAGAUCAACCCACCAAGGUCUUCCGCAGCCGGGUCAUGGGCGUCGAGACCAUCUGGACGAUCGACCAUGAUGAUGCAAAGUACUUCCUCUCAACCGGUUUCCCCAACUUCGGCAAAUCCCCUCUCUUCAAGGCCGGCUUCCGCAGACUCCUCGGCGACGGCGUCUUUGCAAGCGACCAACGCGGCCUCUGGGCCUGGCAUCGUAGCCUCACCAGGCCUCACUUCGUCAGAGAACGGAUCGCCGAUGUCGUCGCAAUGGAAGAACAUUCUCAUCGGGUCGCUACCUGGUUGUCCACUCAGACUGACCUCGGAAAGAGUGUGGAUAUUCAAGAUAUCUUUGCCCGUUACACUUUGACCGUUGGCACUCAGCAUCUCUUUGGGAGAUGUGUAGAUUCCCUCAAUGAUCUCAUCCACGACCGAAUCCAAACCGGACCUAAUGCGGCAGAUUUUGCCCAAAACUUUGUCGCUGCACAGCAUUGGGCGAUCAUCAAUUCACUACUACUUCAUCCCCUUUUAAUUUCACUUGGGUUCCGCAUAAGAGAUAGAGCAACAGAGGAGGUACGACAGGUGGUUGACACUCUGGUUCAGGAUGCGUCGCUCAGCCUAGCCUCCCAGAUCAAAAAAAACAACGAAUCGGACUCCUCGGACCAAGCCGAGGGAGGCACGGCAUCCGAAAACCUACUGGACCAUCUGCUGACCUCUGGAUGCUCCAAAGAACUCGUCCGCCAAGAAUGUUUGAACAUCCUCCUGGCUGCCAGAGAUACUACGGCAUCUCUCUUGAGUAGCUGCAUCUACGAACUUGCCCGCGAUAGUCCUCGGAAAACUGCGAUGUGGAGGAAGUUGAAGGACGAAGUCGAGCGUCUUGGCUCGGGUAUCGACGUCACUCUGGAUCAAGUUCGGGAACUGAAAUACCUCAGAGCCGUGCUCAACGAGUCGCUCAGACUCCAUCCUCCCGUUUGGGCAAACACUCGACAUGCGUUUGAAGAUGAUGUCCUACCUUCUGGCGUUUUCGUUCCUGCCGGGACUGAUUGCCGAUUCUUCAUCCGGGAAUUCCAAAGAAAUCCCGAGGUAUGGGGGAAGGACGCGGAGGAGUUUGAUCCUGACCGAUGGAUAGAUAGCCGAAAGGCCCUGCAAGUGAAAGAUCCGUUCAGUUUCCAACCCUUCAGCGCAGGCCCUAGGAUAUGUCUGGGACAGCAAUUUGCUCUGGCAGAGGCGUCGAUGAUGAUGAUUCGAGUGAUCGAAGGAUUUGAGGGGGUGGAUUUGGAUCUAAGUGAUGGCCCCGUCGGCGCUGAAGCUCCCGCGGUUGUACUCAGCUUCAGAGGCGGCCUUAAGGUCCGGUUCAAAAAAUAACAGAUUAUUCACUUAUCUUCUUCAUCAACACUUUUUCUCCCCAGAAAAUUAAAAGAAAACAAACAUAUUACUCAAUUCCAGGAAAAAAACAAACAAAAGACAAGCCUCUAAAAAGUCAUCAUAAACAAGUACAAAACUGGUUUGUAAUCGUUGUUUAACUAGUUACAAUAGUUUUUCUUUUCUUUUUUUUUUUUUUUUU
Puccinia graminis f. sp. tritici CRL 75-36-700-3 is the source of this 2428-nucleotide messenger RNA. RefSeq lists its product as uncharacterized. The record is from RefSeq and is a predicted model, not a curated record. Bases 550 to 2229 code for a protein of 559 amino acids. Gene Ontology annotation, molecular function: heme binding; monooxygenase activity; iron ion binding. NCBI's taxonomy places the organism in Eukaryota, Fungi, Basidiomycota, Pucciniomycetes, Pucciniales, Pucciniaceae. The transcript is spliced from 7 exons.